UGCGGCAGUCAAGAAGUGUUCAUUAAUUACGUUGUCGCAGUGAAGCCACAAAUGCCGGUUCAUACAUCGUACAGCAGUCAACGACACAACCUCGUAAGACGGGAAUAUAAAUUGGUUGAACCGAUACAUGUGAACAAGCAAUUCUAAUUCUUGAGCCGACAAAGGUAAUCAACGAAAACGUGUAGUUUCAUUUCCCUCUGAAGUUUCCAACAUUGGGGAGAUUAUCCAACAGGGCUUGACUGAAAUGAACUGUAUUACGGGAGCUUCAACCAGCCUACUCAUCUACUAAAUCGAUCUGACUGUGAUCGAGUCUUGACCUACGUCGUCGUCAAACCAGUAUUCUAACCAGUUUUUGCAAAGGAAGACACAAAGUGUGUUACAAUAUGGCAGAGAAUGGAAGUGACGAAUGGAUCAAUGGGACGUAUAUUCCAAGCUUAAACGACGAAAUAAGCAUCAAAUUUGUGUUUUUUACUUUGUUCAUCUCGCUUGUUGUAAUAACUGGCUUUAUUGGUAAUAGUGUUCUGAUUAUUAUUAUUAUCCGUACAAAAGACAUGCGGACUGUUCCAAACUUCUUCAUUCUGAGCCUUGCGGUUUGUGACAUCUUACAUUUGACAGUUAUUGGCAUAAUGGCGACGUACCAAUUGUGGAUGACGACUAUUGAUUCAAGUUACGUGUUUCCAUGGACUGUUGCGUCUUGUAGAAUCAUCAACACUGUGUUCGUCAUCUUUCAGGCGGCAUCUGUGAACACAUUGAUGGCGCUUUCAAUUGAACGCUACCGGGCAGUAUUCUGCUGGAAGCCUCGACCCGGUGAUCGCAAACAGAGUUUUCUCAAACAUUCGCUUUGCAUAGCACUUAUUUGGGCAGUAGCUAUUUCAUUCGCAAUUCCCGCUUACAUCAAAACGGGAACCCUGUUUUUAAACGGUUACUAUACCUGCGAAAUGUUUGUGAUUGGUUCUACUUCCGCCAAAGUUUACGAAUCAAUGCGUCUAGUAAUCCUUAAUAUAGUGCCUCUAGUUAUAACAUGUGGAUGUUAUUUCAACAUUAUGAUAAAACUAUUAAGAUCGACAAACUUAAGAGUACAGCCAUCGUUUAUAAAAAGGCGACGAAAGUUAGCGGUCAUCAUGCCCGCGCUAAUUCUACUUGUGACCGCUUCGUGGUCUCCGUACAUAUCUACGGAAUGGGUCCGAGAGUUCCACGACGUAUUGAACUUUACUAACAAAAACUGGAGUUUACUAUACAAGUUCCACAUGGCUGGGUUCUACCUAUCGAUUAUCAACGCAGCGAUAGAUCCUUUAAUUUUAUGCGUGAUAAGUCGGAAAUUUCGUCAUUAUAUGUUGUGCAGACUGGAUUGUUUUACAUACAAACAUAAGUUGAUACCAUCGACUCAAGAAACAGUUCGCACUUCUUCAUUUGUCUAAAAAUCAUAAUGGAACCGCCAGUAAAAGUUUAUAAGUCUUAUUACGGCGAAAAAUUGCGCAGACGAUAGAAAAUAUUUUUGGAACAAUGAGUCAAGCAUUCCACGGACAUGUUACCGUAUUAUGUUGUGUACGCUAUAACAUUGUCAGCCUAUCCAUAUAGGCCUAGUUAAAUAUUUCCAUGUAUAGUACCAUGGAGCUAGCUUCAUGAUACUUUAUUACUAGGUCCAAGAUGAGGGGCCGAAUACAAGGGGCCAAAUUGACCUUUCCGGAGUGUCAAUCAAACUGACCAAUCAGAACAUCGCUAAUAAUACGCUUGUCCUACAAACAGACGUGCAUCCCACAGAAGCCCAGUGUUCUAUUGUAAUAUGGAGACAGGGGUGUGGUCGUUGUUUUGACACUAGUUAAAGCAAGUUUUUUUUAUUUGUAAUUUUGGUAGUUAAAUUGAGAGAUAAUUUGAUUCCUCUGAUGAAUCCGACCUUCCAACACGCACGAUGAAUUGCUGCAGCAAGUCAAUGAUAACAGGUUACGAGAAAGAAAGAUAUGUAAUGAUACAAUCAGAAAUAUAUCAUAUUAAUCUCAAAAAAAUCAUUAUUUUUCUUUUUUAAGCUCUUUAAUUAUGAUAUUGAGGAUUGUUAAUGUGAACUUAUUAUUCCUAAAGGAAUAAGUGUUAUUCAAUAUGCCAUUAAUGACGUCAGAUUUAUUAUCUGCUUUGACAAAAAUGGCGACUGAAUAGAUCGGGAUGUGAGGUAGAUUUCUUUACUCUAUUUCAGUCCAUCGAUAUCUUCAACAAUUCCAAUGAAAUCAUUAUCAUUACUGUAUGUUAGUUUGAAUACGGCACAUAUACUUUAUAAUAAUAUCGUAAUUAUAUUUAUAGGCCUACUAAUAAUACCAUGAAAAUAUUCAAUGGUUAAAUAUUAGAAUCAUGGAUUGUCGACGGUAGACGGCCGGUGUCAAAGGGAGUUCAUCCUGGCCCAGUAAAUUCGGCCUUCUCAGCAUUACUCCUUGAUUUUUACCCUCUGGUAAAAAGUGCCAAAUUCACAUGGGAAGUUACGUGCAGCAGAUUGGUGGCCGAAUUCACUGAAGGCAGGGGAAUUCCUGUGACAGGCCUACAAAGCCGGACACACACUGCGCUGACGGUCGACAGGUAGGUAUGUGCAACGGAUCGAUUUAAUGACUAUCGACUCAGUCUGCCAUCAACCAACAAGAGGCAUCGCGUCGUCAAGCGCAUAAUAGAGAGCGGAUAUAAAUUCGUCGGCCGAUGGUCGUACGACCGUCAUAUGACGCAGUGUAUGCCCUUCCUAAAUAUCGUAAAUUUGAGACUUCGUGCCAAGAGUCAACACACUUUGAGCACGGUAGGCACAUGAAUGAUAUGAGUAAUUAAAAUGAUAUCUGUUCGUGAUGAAACAAUACAACGUAUCAUUUCCAUAGAGUUGAAUAAUCCAGAAAAAUUGAUCGCUUGUGAUAUAAAUUUUUUCUGAAUAGAUCACCCUUCUAAAUAACAAUAAUAAUAAUAAUAAUAAUAAUAAUAAUAAUAAUAGGCCUAAUAGUAAAAAUAAUA
This is a messenger RNA of Anneissia japonica, 2976 nucleotides long. RefSeq names its product QRFP-like peptide receptor. Gene Ontology annotation, biological process: G protein-coupled receptor signaling pathway. NCBI's taxonomy places the organism in Eukaryota, Metazoa, Echinodermata, Crinoidea, Comatulida, Comatulidae. Bases 384 to 1418 code for a protein of 344 amino acids. Gene Ontology annotation, molecular function: G protein-coupled receptor activity. Gene Ontology annotation, cellular component: membrane. The transcript is spliced from 3 exons. The record is from RefSeq and is a predicted model, not a curated record.